AUGGUAGCAAAUACCGGCGAACCCGGCGAGCAUACUUUCUACCUCUACGUUCGAGAGAAGGACACACGAGCAGAGCUAUGGGAGGGAGCAAGGUCAGGGACACAGGCAGCCAUGGAUGUAUUCAAUGCUGACGAGUCUGGCGACAUCGACCAUCUAAAAGACUACCUACCGGAAAUCCUAUCUGGUGCAUCAGAGAUAUACACUGACAUCAGCGCUGGACGAGGCCGCUCAGCUUUUUCCCGCUUCAUAUCCAGCUUCUCUGACUCCACGAGUUCAGCUAGUGAUGCAAGAGAAGAAGCCAUGGAAAAGAUCAGGCCGUUGUCUCCGAUAAUUAACGAACUCCGCGUAUUCAAGAGUGACGCUGAGAUCGCGAAUAUGAGACAUGCAGGACGUGUGACUGGUCGAGCAUUUACCGAAUCUAUGCGCCAUGGUUUUGGCACUGAGAGUGAACUUGAUGCCUUUUUGGAGUACCAGUUUCGUCGUCAGGGCGGUGAUGGGACGGCAUUCGUGCCUGUUGUUGCCGGUGGAUCGAAUGCGUUGAGUAUACAUUAUGUUCGGAAUGAUAAUGUGUUACGAGAUGGGGAGUUAGUUCUGGUUGAUGGUGGUGCGCAAUACGCAGGAUACAUCUCAGACGUGACGAGAGUAUGGCCGGUAAACGGCAAGUUUACUCCUGCGCAAAAAGAACUAUACACCGCCGUCUUAAAUGUACAGCGGUCAUGCAUAUCUCUGUGCCGCGAGUCAGCCGGCCUAUCACUCGACAAGAUCCACGAUAUAGCUGAGCGAAGUCUUCGAGAACAACUAGACUCUAUUGGUUUCAAUACCUCUGGCAGUGUAUGGACAUUCUUUCCCGCUCAGUACAUGAUCGACUACUAA
Molecule: messenger RNA, 873 nt
Organism: Trichophyton benhamiae CBS 112371
Lineage: Eukaryota; Fungi; Ascomycota; Eurotiomycetes; Onygenales; Arthrodermataceae
Exons: 4
Coding region: 1-873 (290 amino acids)
Cellular component (GO): mitochondrion
Molecular function (GO): metalloaminopeptidase activity; manganese ion binding
Source: RefSeq, a predicted model, not a curated record